UUGUUAAGAAAAAAACAAAAAUUCAAGAUAUUUUAUAAAAAAUAUUAAAAGUUUGGGACAUAAAACAUGUGAACCAUUAUUUUUAUACUUAAAUAAAUUUGAACCGGCAGCCAAAAUCCCUCCCCAACUUCUAAUGACUAUACUUGUUUAGGCAAUUUCCCUCGUCAAUUAGUUUCGCUUCAGAUUCACAAUUACUAGAGAGAAACUAUGAGCUUCUUAUCCAAUUAUUGGUCACGGUGGUUCAACACCGAUGAUGAAGCUCGACUCGUGUUUAGCUCGAUUAUCGGUUUGGUGGCCGUGGCAUGGAUUCUGACACUGCUGGUCAAAAAGUCCAGUAAUCGGAAUCCACCGCUACCACCGGGCCCCAGGGGGUUGCCCCUGAUCGGCAACCUCCUCUCCCUCGAUCCCGAGCUCCACACCUACUUCGGCGGGCUCGCGAAAUCGUACGGUCCGAUCUACACACUGAAGCUCGGGGGAAAGAUCGGCGUCGUGAUCACGUCGCCGGAGCUGGCGAAGCAGGUGCUCAAGGACCAAGACACCACCUUCGCCAACCGCGACGUGCCGGUGGUGGGGAGGGAGGCCGCGUACGGCGGCGUCGACAUAGUCUGGACGCCCUACGGGCCGGAGUGGCGGAUGCUGCGGAAGGUCUGCGUGCGCGAGAUGCUCGGCAACGCCACGCUCGACUCCGUCUACGGGCUGCGGCGGCGAGAGCUCCGGCAGACCAUCGGCCACCUGCACGGCAAGGCGGGGACGGCGGUGGACGUCGGCGAGCAGAUGUUCGUGACGGUGCUGAACGUGAUCACCGGCAUGCUGUGGGGCGGCACCGUGAAGGGGGAGGAGCGGGCCGGGCUCGGGGCGGAGUUCAAGGAGGUGGUCGGAGAGAUGACGGCGCUGCUCGGGGCGCCGAAUAUCUCCGAUUUCUUCCCGGCGCUGGAGAGGCUGGAUCUGCAGGGGAUUCAGAAGAGGAUGAAGGGGCUGGCCAAGAGAUUCGAUCGGAUCUUUGAGAAGAUGAUUGAGCAGAGAUUGAAGAUGAGUGGAGAUCAUGGGAGCAAGGACUUUCUGCAGAUUUUGCUGCAGAUGAAGGAGACUCAUGGAGAUGCCAACACUCCUUUCACUAUCACUCAUGUUAAAGCUUUGCUCAUGGAUAUGGUAGUAGGAGGAACGGACACAACAUCGAACGCGGUGGAGUUUGCUGUGGCUGAGAUCAUGAACAGGCCAGAAAUCAUGGCAAAAGUGCAGCAAGAACUUGAUAGUGUAGUAGGCAAAGACAACAUUGUUGAAGAAUCCCACAUCAACAAACUGCCCUACUUAUCUCUAGUGAUGAAGGAAGCUCUGCGUCUGCACCCGUCUCUGCCUCUGCUCGUCCCUCACUGCCCCAGCGCCACUAGUGUGGUGGCCGGCUACACCAUCCCUAAGGGCGCCCGCGUGUUUGUGAACGUGUGGGCGAUCCACAGGGAUCCUUCCAUAUGGGAAAACCCCCUCGAGUUUCGUCCCGAGAGGUUUUGUGAUGGGAAAUGGGAUUACAGCGGCAACGACCUCAACUACUUCCCCUUUGGGUCGGGGCGAAGAAUAUGCGCUGGCACCGCCAUGGCCGAGAGGAUGUUCAUGUAUUCACUUGCUUCGUUGCUUCAUUCUUUCGAUUGGAGUGUACCUGCUGGAGAGAGGUUGGACUUGGAAGAGAAGUUUGGGAUUGUUUUGAAGAAGAAAUUGCCUCUUAUUGCUGUCCCAACUCCAAGAUUGUCUCAUCCUAGUUUGUAUGAGUGAUGACUGAUGAGGGGAUUUGAGAUUAUUAGUGUUGUCUUGUUAUUUUCAAUUGCAAAAGUUUUAUUUUCAUUUGGAGAAUUCUACCACUUUCCUAGAUAUUGGACCAGAUAUCUUGGAUCAGUUUGAUAUAUAAUGCUACAAUCCAUUUGUGAAAAUAUAUGUUGCAUCAAAUUUCUUGA
Messenger RNA from Salvia miltiorrhiza (redroot sage), 1943 nucleotides. Its product is annotated as flavonoid 3'-monooxygenase CYP75B137-like. The transcript has 2 exons. Lineage: Eukaryota; Viridiplantae; Streptophyta; Magnoliopsida; Lamiales; Lamiaceae. Gene Ontology annotation, molecular function: iron ion binding; oxidoreductase activity, acting on paired donors, with incorporation or reduction of molecular oxygen; monooxygenase activity. The record is from RefSeq and is a predicted model, not a curated record. Bases 208 to 1764 code for a protein of 518 amino acids.